Molecule: messenger RNA, 6521 nt
Organism: Scomber japonicus (chub mackerel)
Lineage: Eukaryota; Metazoa; Chordata; Actinopteri; Scombriformes; Scombridae
Product: trinucleotide repeat-containing gene 6A protein-like
Exons: 26
Coding region: 625-6258 (1877 amino acids)
Biological process (GO): miRNA-mediated post-transcriptional gene silencing; positive regulation of nuclear-transcribed mRNA poly(A) tail shortening
Cellular component (GO): nucleoplasm; P-body
Molecular function (GO): nucleic acid binding
Source: RefSeq, a predicted model, not a curated record
AGCUCCAGCGAGAGAAGGUUAGCCAGCAGCGAGUGAAGAAAAUGGCGAUCAUGCAGGACGAAUGCCUCCCCUCGUAGAUGCUGCAAACGCGUUGAAUUUUUUUUUUUAGCCUUACAGCCGGCUUUCAUUUCCACUCUGUUGCACUUUAUACUUCAAUGAGAGAUUUGGAAUUGGAAGCUGUUGCCACCAAAGAAACUGAAGCAUCUUAACAGGGAACACACCCACAGAGGGAAGAACAGUGGAUGGAAGAGAGAGAGAGACGGAGUGUGUGACGAGGAAAGGAGGAUAAGAAGAUACAGGACUGGACAAAAGUGCCAGAGUAUACCAAGUCCAGGCAGACUCCUAAAUCUUAACCACGCCCCCCCUUCCCCCCCUCCCACACACAAACACACACAUUCAGUCUUCAGCACGUCCUCAGCGAUGCCAAGGAGGCCCGAUCAGCCUGCUGCCCACUCUGAAAAGCCCUGCCUCUUCACCCCAGACCCUUGAGGCUGUGCCCUCUGAGAUUUGACGAUUGACCUCCCCCUUGUCGACCUGGGAACCAGAGGUCACCUGUUCUCCACUGAACCCGGGGAGGCCCUCCUGCCCAGUCAGGAGCCGCAGCCACGUGCCGCACUCACAGGCAUGGCUCCCAUUCGGGAUUCCGUCAGCCACUCCCCUAAUCAAACAGGUCUUGAGCAUUCGGGCUUGGAUUCGCAGUAUGAGCCUUCUCCCUGGUCCUCUGGCUCUCCCUGCAGCAGUGACAGCAACAGCAACUGGGGAAAAGUCCUAGUGGACGGAAGUACCGACAAACCCAACAACCCUUCUUCAACUAACUCUUCCGUCUGGCCCCCCUCCUCCUCCUCAUUCUCUUGCUCCUCGUCUUCUUCCUCCUCUGGCUGUGGGUCAGGAUCAGACCCUGAGUUGGCAUCAGAAUGCAUGGACGCAGACUCUAGCUCCUCGAUCGGCUCAGAGAAAAACCUCGCCGCUGUUGCUGUGACAACAGUGAUGAUGAUGUCAGCAAAUGCUUCUUCCUCUGUGUCUUCUACGACUUCUUCUCCCUCUUCUAUGGUGACUUCUGCCAUGAUGGUCGGGGUUUCAGUGAACGGAGACAGCAACGGCAACAGUCGUCAGGUUAUUAGCGGAGGAAUGGGAACCAUCAGUGGUGCAAAUAAUGGAAAUAAUAACAUCACGGGCCCCUCCCACUUCUCCGUCGCUGGGUCCAGCAGUAUUGGCAGCAAUAACAUGGGUAACCACAACAACAAGCUUGUCAAUAACAGUGGUGUAUGGGGUACCCAGUCAGGCAGCAACAUGAUCACCACCGGCGGAAGCACCCCCUGCAUCAAUGGAGGGUUAACCCAAAACACUUUAAACCCAAAUGCCAACCACGGUGCCUGGCCACAGAAUCCAACCCCAAGCCCAGUGUCCCAGGGCCAACGGCCUCCACAGGCUCAGGGGAUGAGUUCCAAACUGGGUAUAGCUCCCCAACAGGGCCCCUUGCUGGGCUGGGGUGGCAUGGCAGCUCCAGACAACAGCAGUAUGAUGGAAGACACUGAGGUGAAUAAUGGUACAGCAAACAGCAAGGUGUUAGGAAGCAGCAACAGUGGAAAUGGUGGCCUGCAGCCUACCAACCUUAACACUGAAUCCAAUGGACCAAAUAACACUAUAAUGAUGAAUACUACUACUACUACUACUAACGCCACAAUGACCUCUAGUCCACCAAACUCUACCGCCUCACCCCAGCUCAGUGGGGACUGUUCCUGGGGCUCCAUUGGAGGAGGGAGUGGGGGUCCGCUGGCCAAUGGAAACCCCACAUCAGCCCCCCAGCACCCCCAAGGAGAGCUGGGAGGUCCUGGGGCCUUCGGUACGCCUUGGGGCGCAACUACCUACCCUGGAGACAAUUGUCCCCCAAAUGCAGACACUGUGAACCCCCAAAACCCUGCCUUAAUGCAGGCUGGGAACCCCCAAAUCUCCUCUACUGCUGCUUACAAGAGUAAUAAUAACCACAAUAACACUGGGGCUCCACGCUGGGACCAGGGGCCUGCCAACAACCCAAACCAGCCUCAGAGCAGCUUGUCCUGGGGUGUUGGCUCAAAUCAAAUCCCAGCCUCUGCAGGCCAAACACCAGGAACUGGGAACCAAACUACAAUGGGCCCUCCAGUAGGGAUACCUCGCCCCUGGGGAAGCAGCGCAUCCUCUUCUUCCUCUUCCUCAUCAUCCUCUUCCACAUCUAACAACAAGAUGUCAAAUGGAGAAUGGGGAUCAACAAUUCCUGGUAACAACCACACAGAUGCUGGAAGUCAUAAAGGAAGCGCUGCCAACAAUGGCUGGAAAAGCCUGGAGGAUGACGCCAUGGGCAUGGGAGGCGGGGGUGGAGGAGGAGGAGGAGGAGGAGGUGGUGGAGGAGGAGGAGGAGGAGGAAGCCAUAGUUUAGGCAGUGUGACUGGAGGAUGGGGUCGCUCUGGAGGAAGUGAGGGAAGUGGCGAGAGCUCUGGAGGCCGAUCCAGCUCAGACAGAGACAGCAGCCAGCAAAAAGGGGUAAACCGCAGAAAAGGUAACCUUACUCCAACAAUAGUAACAAAUGUGAGCAGGGUUGAUCUGGACCCAAGGGUUCUGUCCAACACUGGAUGGGGACAGACGCCCAUACGGCAGAACACCGCCUGGGAUGUCAAUUCUCCUGCUAACAAUCAGCACCAGGCUUCCAGGGGAGACGAAAGAAAGCAUAGCAGCGGAGGCUCCGGAUGGGGCACAGCAACACAGGCAGCUCCUUCCCAGACCUCUGGAGGUUGGGGAGGUGGGCCAGGUAGCUCAGGCCCAGAUACAGGAGGUUCUGGCUGGGGAGAGCAAAGGUCAACCUCUGGUUGGGACAGCAAAGUCCCAGCAAGUGGAGGAGGUGGGCAGAGUGGCUGGGAUGAUGGUUCCAGCUACAAGGGGGGCAACAACAACAGUAACACCUGGAGCAACAACAUAAACAAAGAUGACAGAUCCAAUACAUGGACUAAUGCACCCAAACCGCAGCAGGGCUGGGGUUCCAGUACUGGAAAUGGAAGUGAAGGCUGGGGUAAUGGUGGAGAUAAUCCUAGAGCCAGGGCCAACAACCACUGGGGGGAGCCCCAAAAAGGUGCAGGCUCAGUGGGCUGGGACAGCGACAGUGACCGAUCUGGCUCUGGAUGUUGGAGUGAGCCAAGCCGAACCAACACCAGCAGCAGUAACACCUGGGUAGGGAGCGGAGGAUCAAAUACUCCAGACCAGAGCACUCCAAACCCAGGCUCCAACUGGGGCGACUCCCACAAAGCCAAUUCUCAGAGUAAGAGCCAGGGCUGGGGUGAGCCAACCACUAACAACCACGGAACCCAAAACUGGGGUGAGCCGAAUCCCAAGACAUCCAAUGAGUGGGGAAAAGGUCCUGAAUCCAACAUGUCCAGAGGCAAUCAAGGCCCUAACAAGCCCACAGGAUGGCUGGGAGGGCCCAUUCCCACAGGUGGUCAGAAGGAGGAAGUGGCGACUGGGUGGGAGGAGCCUUCUCCAGAGUCCAUCCGUCGUAGGAUGGAGAUCGAUGAUGGAACUGCAGCUUGGGGAGACCCUGGUAAAUACAGCGGUGGAUCUGUCAACAUGUGGAACAGGACUGGCCAAUCAGACCAGGAGGCGAUGGGUCCAGGCCCAUCCUCUCAGCACCAGUCCCACCCAGCACACAACACAAUGCAUCCUCCACCACAGCCAAUGCAGCAGCCUGUCGCCCAGGACAAAAGCUGUAGUUCUGGUUGGGGUGAGCCCUACCCCCAGCAGAAGGAGUCCUCAACAUGGAGGGAGCCUACCACUGCUCCGCCUGUGACAGUGGACAACGGGACUUCUGCAUGGGGGAAGCCCAUGGACAGCACAUCCAGCUGGGAUGAACACAGCAGGGAAAGCAGAGAGUCUGGUUCGGGAUGGGGCAACCAGCAUAAGUCUGUAGCUCCAGGUCCCAAGCCCAUGGAGACAUGGUGUGGUGAGGAGGUGUCCAUGAGCAACAGCUGGGACCAAGAAGAGGAGGUGGAGAUCGGCAUGUGGAGCAACAGCCAGCAGGACAACAGGUCUCAUGACCAAAACACCUGGAACUACAAGCAUAAAGGCUCCAACAAGAUGAACAAAUCAGUCAACAAACAGGAUGAACCAUGGAUGAAACCUUUCAUCAACCAGUUCAACAGCAUGAACUUCUCUCGAGACUCUCCUGACGACUCCAUGAAAACAGGAGGAGGGAUGAUGCAGGACAAGCGUAUGGACCUGGGCGGUAUGGGAGACUACAAUGGAGUGAUUGGGAAGAAUCCCGGGUCUCGACACCAGCUCCACAAGGAGUCUGCCAUGGAUCGCAGCCCUUACUAUGACAAGAAUGUAAACCCUAUGUUGGGUGGCAGCAGUGUAGCACAGGGCCGUGGCGGCCCCCAGUCCCAGGUCCCCCCCCAACCCAACCUUCGUAACCAAGUGCCUCCGCCCAUCCUGCCCUCUCAGGUCCCUCCAUCCCUGUUGAAGUACCCAGGAGGUAACGGAGGCCUGAACCCUCUGUUUGGCCCUCAGCAGGUGGCUGUGCUCAACCAACUCUCCCAACUCAACCAGCUGUCACAGCUCAACCACAUCAACCAGUUACAGCGUCUUCUCCUCCAGCAGCAGCAGCAGCAGCAACAGCAGCAGCAGCAGCAACAACAACAACAACAACAGCAGAAGGCUCAGAGCCAGAGAUCCAUGCCUGUGGGACGACAGACUGAACCGACACGUCCUAUUGGUUCGUCUCCAUCAAUGAUGCAGCCGCCACGGCACCUGGACCCCUCCCUGCUAAAGCAGCCCCCACCCCUCAAACCGUACAUGGAUAACUACAUGUCCCACAAUACCCCUGACAUGCAGAAGGAUGCUGCAGCUCUUGGAUCCUUCAGCAACUUCCCUUUAAGCUUGAACUCUAACCUGAAUGUAUCCCUGGACAUGGGUGUUGGUGGUGGUAGUAGCGUAGGCGGAGCUGUUAGCUACAAAGAGCCACCCCAGUCCAGAAUGAAGAAACUUUGGGCUACUGACCCUCUGGAGCAGAACAGCAAACCUGGUGCUAUGUCGUCUGGGCUGCGUCUGGAGGACUCUCCCUUCUAUGACUUCCUGUCUCCUGGCCCAUCUCCCCUGAGUCCUCCCGGCCAAUCAAUGGGCUCGGUGGGCGAUGGCUGGCCACCCCGUGCCAACUCCCCCCCGCCCCAUGGAAACACUGUCACCUGGCCCCCAGAGUUCCGGCCCGGGGAGCCUUGGAAAGGUUACCCCAACAUUGACCCUGAGACUGACCCUUAUGUGACCCCCGGCAGUGUCAUCAACAACCUCUCCAUCAACACCGUCCGCGACACAGACCACCUCAGGGACAGGAACAACGGGCCAUCCUCAUCACUGAACACCACGAUGCCUUCUAACAGUGCCUGGUCAUCCAUUCGUGCCUCCAGCCACAGCGGUUCCCUCACCAGUACAGCACAAAGCACUUCAGCAGCCAGACCCAGUGAGUCAAAGUGGUCUCCCAGCGGCGGUUCUGUGUCUAACUCCUCCCUAGCCCAUGAGCUGUGGAAGGUCCCCCUGCCUCCCAAGGCGCUGUCUGUGGCGGCCCCCUCCAGACCGCCACCCGGCCUCACCAGCCUGAAGACCAGCCCUGCCUCCUCUGGCUGGGACAGCUCUGCCCUAAGACUGGGAGGGUGGGGCUCCACUGAGUCCAGAUACACACCUGGUUCCAGUUGGAGUGACAGCAGCAGCUCAGGGAGAACCCAAUGGCUCGUUCUGAAAAAUCUCACACCUCAGAUUGAUGGCUCUACCCUGAGGACCUUGUGCAUGCAGCACGGCCCUCUGAUCACAUUCCACCUCAACCUGCCGCACGGUAACGCUGUGGUAUGCUACAGCUCCAAGGAUGAGGCCGCCAAGGCCCAGAAGAGCCUGCACAUGUGUGUUUUGGGGAACACUACUAUUCUGGCUGAGUUUGCCAGCGAGGAGGAAAUCAACCGUUUCUUUGCACAAGGGCAGUCAUUGGCCACUCCCUCCUCUGGCUGGCAGACCAUUGGCUCUUCUCAGAGCAGAAUGGAUCAGCCCCACCCCUUUCCCAGCCGCGCUCCUGAACCUAACCAAUGGAACAGCAGCGAUCUCCAUAGCUCCUCCCUCUGGGGCGGGCCCAACUAUUCCAGUAGCCUGUGGGGGACACCCAGUGGCACCGAGGCGGGGAGGAUCAGCAGCCCUUCUCCAAUCAGCUCCUUCCUCCCGGUGGAUCACCUGACAGGGGGUGGGGACACCAUGUGAACCGCCUGCCAAUCAAACAGGCUGGGGGAAGGGUCAGUAGAGAAUUAUCAAUAAUCAGCAGAAGAAAAUAUUGAAAAAAAAAAAAAAAAAAAAGUAGUUAUAAACGCAAUGGCACUAGUUGGACUCUUUCUCACUUACAAGAUAUUCAACAAAACGGGGUCUCCCCUGUGGAAAACAAGUUACGUUUCUCUCUGCACAUAUGUCCACUUUGUUUUAGCCCAAAAACAUAUCAGUCGGAAUACUUGAAUCAUGCAGGCCAAUUC